UUAUUGAAGCGGACGCCAUCGAGACGAGGUAGCAGCGACAAUGUUGAAGGGGUAGGCCCGGGCCUAGAGUCACACGUCACAGCGCGCCCGUUUACAGCCAGCUGAGCGGGGGCCCCCCAGCGCCAGGCGGCCCGGCGGCACUUCACGGGACGAGAGAAAGAGAGACCGACAGAGAAAAGACAUGGACGUGGACAUGGACUUAGAUCAAGACCUGAUGCAGAAAUUUAGCUGCAUGGGAACCACAGACAAGGAUGUGCUGAUUUCCGAGUUUCAGAGGCUGCUGGGCUUCCAGCUCAACCCGGCCGGCUGUGCGUUCUUCCUGGACAUGACCAAUUGGAAUUUGCAGGCCGCCAUUGGUGCUUACUAUGACUUUGAGAGCCCAAAUAUAAAUGCACCUUCUAUGUCAUUUGUAGAAGAUGUUACAAUAGGAGAAGGGGAGUCUGUACCACCUGACACUCAGUUCACCAAAACAUGGAGGAUACAGAAUACAGGCGCAGAGCAAUGGCCUCCUGGCGUGUCCCUGAAAUAUGUGGGAGGGGACCAAUUUGGACAUGUUAACAUGGUGAUGGUCCGGUCACUGGAGCCUCAGGAAGUUACCGACGUCAGUGUUCAGAUGCGAAGUCCAACUACGCCAGCAAUGUACCAGGGGCAGUGGCGCAUGUGUACAGCUACCGGCCUUUAUUUUGGAGAUGUGAUUUGGGUGAUACUGAGUGUUGAAAUCGGAGGCCUUUUAGGAGUUACACAGCAGCUUUCUUCAUUUGAAACAGAAUUUUCUUCGCAACCCUGUCGCAAGAUUGAAGGCAAUUUUAACCCUUUCGCUUCACCACAGAAAAACCGGCAGUCUGAAGACAACAGUGUGAAGGACCCUGGGGGCCAAAGUACAAAUGUCAUUAGUAAAAAUGCAUGGGGCCCAACUGAAGACCAAAAUGAACAAGAGCAAAAUGGACUGUCGCAGAACUCUGUAAAUAUCUCCCCUAACAGUCACUCUAGCAACUUAUCAGUGGUGACUUACAGUCAGAUCCAGCCCUGCUCAAAGAUUCUGGAUGUGACCUAUUCUCAUGGCACUAAUGCUGUUCCAGAGGAGGAGAACGAAAAUAGACCAAGUAAUGGAGAAGGCAAAUCUCAACUGCCCUUUGGAAGCACAGAGCAUUUAACCCACUAGCAUGGUUGAAUGUGUCUCUCAGGCCUAACCAUGGACCUACAUCUACUUAGCAAAAUGUUUUAGGAUUAAAGAGGCAUCAACCACCCUUGUCUUUCUCAUUUCUGUAUAGUAAGCUGGAAGAACACUUCAAGAACAUAAAGCAUAGAAUAAAAAAAACCCAUGGUGUAUCAAUUUUGUUCUACAUCAAAUUAUAGUGGUCUAAGAACUCGAAGAAGAAAAAAGUCAAUUGAGGGUGGAAAGGAGUAGAAGAUAAGGGUAAGAUUUGAACAGUGAGAUGAGGAAGGGUAACCGGUGGGAAUUGAGAGUAGAGAAAAAAUUGGAAUAGUGAAAGACAAACAGGAAGAAGUAGGAUGAGAGUAGUGGAGAACUGAAGGAUAAAUAAAUGAAGAUGGGGAGAGCACUGAAAUGAAAGAUGCAAAAGAUGACAAGAAAUCCAAUAUCUUCAGUAGAAUGAAUUUGGAAGGCAGUGUGCGUACGCCAAUGCUGUUCGAUAGUUUAACAUUACUGCCUGGGAAAUGAAUUUCUAGGCAUAUUUUCCACUGAGGUGGUUUCUCAUCCAAAAUCCAAAUAUUGACUUAGUCAAUGCAGUUUCAAUUGCUAGAACAAUUCUCCUCUCUGAAGAGUCAGUCCAAUGAACCUUUGCACAUCGUCUAAGUCAAGAAUAUCCUGCCUUAAGUUAACAGACUAAACUAUGCACUAUAUUAUAGGUGUGGUGUCUCCAUUAUCCUAUAUAAUUGCUGUAAAAUGUGUGUCCCAAUCAUUUUAUAAUAAAGAAUAAGAUAUCUCCU
Leucoraja erinaceus (little skate) is the source of this 1950-nucleotide messenger RNA. RefSeq names its product inflammation and lipid regulator with UBA-like and NBR1-like domains (gene ilrun). The transcript is spliced from 5 exons. Gene Ontology annotation, biological process: macroautophagy. The record is from RefSeq and is a predicted model, not a curated record. Gene Ontology annotation, cellular component: phagophore assembly site. NCBI's taxonomy places the organism in Eukaryota, Metazoa, Chordata, Chondrichthyes, Rajiformes, Rajidae. Gene Ontology annotation, molecular function: ubiquitin binding. The coding region runs from base 182 to 1162 and encodes 326 amino acids.